Messenger RNA from Plectropomus leopardus (leopard coralgrouper), 3579 nucleotides. Its product is annotated as cullin-1. Gene Ontology annotation, molecular function: ubiquitin protein ligase binding. Gene Ontology annotation, cellular component: cullin-RING ubiquitin ligase complex. NCBI's taxonomy places the organism in Eukaryota, Metazoa, Chordata, Actinopteri, Perciformes, Serranidae. The record is from RefSeq and is a predicted model, not a curated record. Gene Ontology annotation, biological process: ubiquitin-dependent protein catabolic process.
GCGGCGGAGCGGUCGCAGUUAGCAACGCAGAGCAAACACACACACACCGAGAGGAGCCGAAGACGGCGGCGGAGACAGCCUCUGGACCCCCCAAAAUCACCAAUACAGCGACUGAACGGUGACAGCGACAGCAUUAAAAUGGUCAUCUGGUGAGGGGUGCCAAAGCUUUUAGCUGGAGGAGUGGCAGACAGCGCCACCCAGGCGUGCAGAGUGGGACUGCAUCCCGCCUUGUGACCGACGACCAGCUUCCCGAAGCGCUGCCGCAGCUGCCAGAUGGACUGCGCACUCUGAGAGCAGAGCGAGCCAGGUCACCGAAACCAACAGAGGAGAGGAGCCGGGGGGAGCACGCCCACCGGAGCAGGAAAGGGAGGGCAUUGUUCGGCAGGGAGAGGAGAGGACGAGGGGCUCCACGAUGUCGUCAAACAGGACCCAGAACCCCCACGGACUGAAACAGAUAGGCCUGGACCAGAUAUGGGACGACCUGCGGGCUGGCAUCCAGCAGGUCUACACGCGGCAAAGCAUGGCUAAGUCACGCUACAUGGAACUCUACACACAUGUAUAUAACUAUUGUACCAGCGUCCACCAGUCCAGCCAGGGCCGGGGCUCCGUGCCUCCAGCCAAGCCCUCCAAAAAGUCCACCACUCCAGGUGGGGCUCAGUUUGUAGGCCUGGAGCUCUACAAGCGACUCAAAGAGUUCCUGAAGAAUUACUUGACCAGCCUGCUCAAGGAUGGUGAGGAUCUAAUGGACGAGUGCGUGUUGAAGUUUUACACCCAGCAGUGGGAGGAUUAUCGUUUCUCUAGUAAGGUCCUCAACGGGAUCUGCGCCUACCUCAACCGCCACUGGGUCAGACGAGAGUGUGAUGAGGGACGCAAGGGAAUCUAUGAGAUUUACUCGCUGGCACUUGUGACCUGGAGGGAGUGUUUAUUUCGACCUCUCAACAAACAGGUAACAAACGCCGUGCUGAAGCUGAUAGAGAGAGAGAGGAAUGGGGAGACCAUUAACACCAGACUGAUCAGCGGUGUGGUCCAGUCUUAUGUGGAGCUCGGCCUGAACGAGGAGGACGCCUUCGCCAAAGGCCCCACGCUGUCCGUGUACAAAGAGUACUUUGAGUGUCAGUUCCUCACCGACACAGAACGGUUCUACACGCGCGAGAGCACAGAGUUCCUGCAGCAGAACCCCGUCACCGAGUACAUGAAGAAGGCGGAGGCUCGUCUGCUGGAGGAGCAGCGGCGUGUGCAGGUUUACCUCCAUGAAUCCACUCAGGACGAGCUGGCCAGGAAGUGUGAGCAGGUCCUCAUAGAGAAACACCUGGAGAUCUUCCACACCGAGUUUCAAAACCUCCUGGAUGCCGACAAGAAUGAAGACCUGGGCCGGAUGUACAACCUGGUGUCGCGGAUCACGGACGGUCUGGGCGAACUGAAGAAACUUCUAGAGACUCACAUCCACAACCAGGGCCUGGCCGCCAUCGAGAAGUGUGGAGAGGCCGCGCUCAACGACCCCAAAGUGUACGUGCAGACCACCCUGGACGUCCAUAAGAAGUAUAACGCCUUGGUCAUGUCUGCCUUCAACAACGACGCCGGCUUCGUGGCGGCACUCGAUAAGGCGUGUGGUCGAUUCAUCAACAACAACGCCGUCACCAGGAUGGCUCAGUCCUCCAGCAAAUCUCCCGAGCUGCUGGCCAGAUACUGCGAUUCUUUACUGAAGAAGAGCUCUAAAAACCCAGAGGAGGCAGAACUGGAGGACACACUCAACCAAGUGAUGGUUGUGUUCAAGUACAUCGAGGACAAAGAUGUUUUCCAGAAGUUUUAUGCUAAGAUGCUCGCCAAACGUCUGGUCCACCAGAACAGCGCCAGCGAUGACGCAGAGGCCAGCAUGAUCUCUAAACUCAAGCAAGCGUGCGGGUUUGAGUACACGUCCAAACUGCAGCGAAUGUUCCAGGACAUCGGUGUCAGUAAAGACCUCAACGAACAGUUCAAGAAGCACCUGACCAACUCUGAGCCUCUGGACUUGGACUUUAGUAUCCAAGUCCUCAGCUCGGGUUCUUGGCCUUUCCAGCAGUCCUGCACCUUCGCGUUGCCCUCUGAGCUGGAGCGAAGCUAUCAGCGCUUUACAGCGUUUUACGCCAGCAGACACAGCGGCAGGAAGCUGACCUGGCUCUAUCACCUGUCCAAAGGAGAGCUGGUCACCAACUGCUUCAAGAACAGGUACACACUGCAGGCCUCCACCUUCCAAAUGGCCAUCCUGCUGCAGUACAACACGGAGGACAGUUACACCGUCCAGCAGCUCACCGACAGCACACAGAUCAAAACUGACAUUUUGGUUCAAGUUCUCCAGAUUUUGUUAAAAUCAAAGCUGCUGGUGAUGGAGGAUGAGAACGCCAACGUGGACGAGGUGGAGUUCAAACCCGACACCGUCAUCAAACUUUUCCUCGGAUACAAGAAUAAGAAGCUGAGGGUGAACAUCAACGUCCCGAUGAAGACGGAGCAGAAACAGGAGCAGGAGACGACUCACAAGAACAUCGAGGAGGAUCGAAAGCUCCUCAUUCAGGCUGCCAUCGUGAGGAUCAUGAAGAUGAGGAAGGUCCUGAAGCACCAGCAGCUUCUGGCCGAAGUUCUGAACCAGCUGUCGUCCCGAUUCAAACCCCGAGUCCCCGUCAUCAAGAAAUGCAUUGACAUCCUGAUAGAGAAGGAGUACCUGGAGCGAGUGGACGGAGAGAAGGACACGUACAGCUACCUGGCCUGAAUGUCGACCUCCCUCCCUCCCGCCCGCCGGCUCUCCUCAGUUUUAUUUGUUAUCUUCUUUUUUUUUUUUUUUUUUAAAUUUUAUGUCUGAGUAAUAAAGUGAGGAUCCCUCUGAGCGGCGGACAUGUUUGAGUGUGUCGCUGACCGUCCCGAUAUGACAACGAGAGGCGGGAAGGAGAGGAGGGCGAGAACUUUUCUGCUCUCCCUUCAGCGAUGAAGGAACAAAAACACCCCUCCUGUCGAGACUGGGAAACCCCGUCUCCACGCUCACCUGUCCCGUCCCAUCCGUAGGACUCAAAAACACACACACACACACACACACACACACACACACACAUACAUACACACACACACACGCACACUUCCUUGUUGUCAUUAUGUAAAUAACAACCACAGACUCUAAGAGGAAAAAAAACAACCCUACUCCCUUCUUUAAAUAGCUCAAACGUAAUGAAUUAGCCUACAGCCAAUCAGAGGAGAGCCGCAUCCAAAGGUUUCUGCAUGCUACUGCCUACCUGCACCACAGUGACCACGAAAAAGAUUAAAGAGUAAAAAUUAAAGUCGAGUCACUGGGCAGCCGACGCAGUCCACCGUACGAUGACGCGAAAUCGACGCCGGUCCUGUAAUUAACGUCUGCGACUGAACCGGAGGAGAAGGAGGUGGUGAGUUCGGAGCCGCCGCGAUGCUUCUUUAUCUGCUGAAGUUGUCUCAGUUUUGGUUCGAGGUCGGUUGGGUUCAUGCAGGAGGCCUGUUUCAUUACUGAACGGUGGACAUUUGUAUAGUGUGGUUCAUUUUCUAAAUGUGUGAUAAAUAAAAACAAGGAAAGAUUUCUCUAAA